AAUGUAAAAAAUAAAAUUACUAGUUCUUCUAGCUUUGGCAGCCACUUUAGCAGCAGUUAUGUAUUAAUAUGCACCUUUGGAAUAAUAUUAUGUAUUGAUUAAUUAAAAAAAUAGAACUUAAGAAGAUUAUCUCAUGAAACAUACACAAAAGGUGAAGCCAAUUAUGAAUUUUGUACUUCAUUAUGUACAAGUAAAGGAGGAGUUAAUUGUGGUGGAAAAAGAAAGGGUAUAUUUAUUAAUUAUAAAAUUAUAGGUUGUUGUAAUCCAAAUGCUUGUAGUGCCAAUAAAAUUUAUGGAUGGGAUGAAUGUGCAAAAGGUUAAUCAGUAAGAUUAGGUACAGAUAAAUGCAUAGGAAGUUGGGAUUGAGUU
Paramecium pentaurelia is the source of this 369-nucleotide messenger RNA. The record is from the annotation of a GenBank genome assembly. NCBI's taxonomy places the organism in Eukaryota, Ciliophora, Oligohymenophorea, Peniculida, Parameciidae.